AUGACCCUGUCCGCAGUCCCCGACUACGAAAACCAGCACAUAUUCCAGCGCAAUCGGCUCAAACCAAGAGCAUAUUUCCUUCCCGAGACGUCUAUCUCGCUCAAUGGUCGCUGGGACUUUAACUAUGCAGCCUCUCCCGUGAGCGCCCCGGAGCCAUCAUGGUCCAAGGGCACCAAGAACGCCACGUCCGAACCCCGCCGGGAUUUAAACCAAUCCAGCUCUGACGGCGCAGACUCCGAGACAGCUUGGGCUCCUAUCACCGUUCCUGGCCAUUGGCAAUUGCAAGGUUAUGGCCGUCCACACUACACAAACGUCAUUUACCCUUUCCCCGUCUGUCCGCCAUUUGUGCCGACGGAGAAUCCUACGGGCACCUAUCGUCGGACCUUCCACGUGCCUGCCGAGUGGGAUGCUUCGUCCCAAUUGCGGCUGAGGUUUGACGGCGUUGACAGCGCGUAUCAUGUCUGGGUCAAUGGUGUCCCGAUUGGGUAUUCUCAAGGGAGCCGUAACCCGGCUGAAUUCGAUGUGUCGCAAGUUGUUGACCGCGACGGCGCCAAUGAACUGUUUGUCAGAGUGUAUCAGUGGUCUGAUGGCUCGUAUAUCGAGGACCAGGACCAAUGGUGGUUGUCAGGCAUUUUUCGCGAUGUGACCCUGCUCGCAUUCCCUGGCCAGGCGCGCAUUGAAGACUUCUUCGUGCGCACCGAACUGGACAAGGAUUACGUCGACGCGACAUUGCGUUUGUCGUUGGAUCUAGCUCUUGCAACAGCAGCCAUCGCGCAAGUGACUUUGAGCGAUCCUUCGACCGACAGUACGCUGCAGUCGGAGAAGUAUUUCCUUCAAGCAAAGCAGGACAAGCUCGAAGCUGAGCUUUCCGUCUCCAACCCGAGGAAAUGGACAGCAGAGACACCCAACCUCUACGAUCUGCGCAUCGCUCUCUAUGUAGACGGUGCCAAGGAGCCCGUGCAGGCAAUCAACCACCGUGUCGGGUUCCGUCAGGUUGAGAUCAAGAAUGGCAAUAUCACUGUGAACGGCGUGCCGGUGAUGUUCCGCGGCGUCAACCGGCACGACCACCAUCCACGCUUCGGCCGAGCGGUUCCUCUGUCCUUCCUGCGGGAGGACCUCUUGAUCAUGAAGCGGCAUAACGUCAAUGCUCUCCGCUGCUCGCACUACCCGUCCCAUCCCCGUCUAUACGAGCUCUGCGACGAGCUCGGCCUAUGGGUAAUGGACGAGGCAGACCUGGAGUGUCACGGUUUUUACGAUGCCAUCGCUCGCCCCCUGGAUAUCCCCGAGUCCAUGGACUACGAGGAGCGCAAGAAGCUCACCUUUGACCAGGCGGCGCAGUUCACCACGGACAACCCCGAGUGGAAAGAUGCAUAUGUAGACCGAAUGGUACAGAUGGUGCAGCGCGAUAAGAACCAUUCCUGUAUCAUCAUCUGGUCGCUCGGCAAUGAGGCAUUUUAUGGCUCUAACCACCAAGCCAUGUACGACUAUGUCAAGCAGGUUGACCCCAGUCGUCCGGUGCACUACGAGGGAGACAUGGAGGCCAAGACGGUCGACAUGUACUCGUAUAUGUAUCCAUCAGUCGAGCGACUUGUCGGUGUUGCUACUGCAGAGGGAGAUGAGUUUAAAAAGCCAAUUGUGCUUUGUGAGUAUGCUCACGCGAUGGGUAACGCGCCUGGUGGCUUGGAAGAGUAUAUGGAAGCCUUCCGGACCCACCGGCGUCUGCAAGGAGGGUGGAUCUGGGAGUGGGCAAACCACGGGCUCUGGGACGAGGAGAAGGGAUGGUAUGGCUACGGUGGUGACUUUGGCGAUACGCCUCACGAUGGCAACUUUGUGCUGGACGGGCUGCUAUUCAGUGACCACACCCCAACGCCUGGUAUCACUGAACUCAAGAAGGCGUAUGCGCCGGUUCGUGUGUGGCCUGGUGAGGAUGGGACUCUGGUUGUGGCGAACGACUACAAUUUUGUUGGGUUGGAAGGUCUCCAGGCUUCUUACAAGAUUGAGGUAUUGGGAGAUAGCGGGCGCAUUAUUGCCACAGGCAAUAUAAAACUUCCGUCUAUUCCUGCCGGCCAAAAAGGGACUAUCGAGCUGCCAUCUGCGCCUGCUACAACAACUCCCGGGGAGGUGUGGCUCACCGUCAACUUCUAUGAAAAAGCAGAGACAGCAUGGGCCGGAAGCAACUAUGAAGUCGCUUGGUACCAGCAGUGCCUCAAGUCCUCAUCUCCGCGUCCCUCAUUGGCUGUACCCGCUCAGGCUUUGACGCUCUCAUCCACGAAGACGACACACAAAAUCUCCGGCGCCACAUUCAGCCUGGAAUUCUCGAGAGAAACAGGCAGUCUCUACGCCUGGACAUCCGACGGCCUCUCCCUCCUCGACCAGUCCUCAACAUUUGGUGCCGUCUCUCCCGGAUUCUGGCGCCCACCGACCGACAACGACAUGUCCCAUGAUCUCCUUGAAUGGCGGCGCUAUGGGCUCGACACUCUCACCUCUCAGCUGCGCAGGAUGCACGUCGUGCAACAUAACCCCACGAGCGUAGAAGUCACUACGGAGACAUACAUCUCCGCGCCAAUUCUGGGCUGGGGAUUCUUCGCCUCGACCAGUUAUACCAUCGCUGGCAAUGGUGCCGUAACCGUCAACGUGCACCUGAAGUCCCACGGUCCCAUCCCAGCGGACCUGCCCCGGCUCGGCCUAGACGUACUUCUCUCAGACGAGCUAGACAACACAUCCUGGUUCGGCCUGGGACCCGGCGAAGCCUACGCAGACAAGAAGCGCGCGCAAAAGGUGGGCAUUUACAACGCUACCACGGCGGAACUGCAUACCCCCUACGAAGUGCCACAGGAAGGGGGCAACCGGAUGGACACCCGGUGGUUACGUGUGCACGACAGCAGGGGAUGGGGUCUCCGGGUGACUCGCGUCAAGGAAGAGAGUGAUAAGCAGCCGACUGAGCUGUUCCAGUGGCUUGCUACGCGGUACAGCCCCGAGGCUAUCGAGGCGGCCAAGCAUGCGCCUGAACUGGUUGCUGAGAAACGGGUCAGGUUGAGGCUGGACGUGGAGAGCUGCGGUGUUGGAACGGGAGCUUGUGGUCCUCGUACCCUUGACAAGUACCGGGUUAAAUGUGAGGAGAGAAAGUUUGGCUUUACUCUGCAGCCUGUUUUGGCCGAGACGUGUUAG
This is a messenger RNA of Aspergillus fischeri NRRL 181, 3168 nucleotides long. RefSeq names its product putative beta-galactosidase. NCBI's taxonomy places the organism in Eukaryota, Fungi, Ascomycota, Eurotiomycetes, Eurotiales, Aspergillaceae. The coding region runs from base 1 to 3168 and encodes 1055 amino acids. Gene Ontology annotation, cellular component: beta-galactosidase complex. Gene Ontology annotation, molecular function: beta-galactosidase activity; carbohydrate binding. The record is from RefSeq and is a predicted model, not a curated record. The transcript has 2 exons. Gene Ontology annotation, biological process: lactose catabolic process.